AUGAUUACGAAACUCGAUAAUGAUUAAAUAUAAGUGUCUCUUAAAGUUGAUAAGGCUAAUUAUAGAGCAGGUGAUGUGAUCAAAGGUGUAAUCUAUUUAAAAGCAAAAUCUACUGAUCUUGAGUGUAAUAUGUUAUUUCUAAAAGUAAUAUUUGUUUUCUCAUUUAGUUAAUUGGUGUAUAGAAGGUUAAUCAAUUUGAUAAAUAAAAUUAAUGUUUUAGAUUCAAGGACAUUUUUUAUAGUAAACAUAAAUGGCUUUGCAAUUUUGGAUCGUAAUUGUUAUAUUGAUCUUAAAGUCAUCUUACAUAAGGAAUAUAAAAAAGACAUUUUGAAAUAGAAACUCCAUUAGAAAUUCCAAGUUUUUGUAUCAAUUAUUACAAAACUUUGUAAUGUAGAUUGAUGUAUAUUUUGUCAAUUUACUUUACUGAUGAAAGUCAAUAAACUUUUUACAAAAUAGAACAAUCUCAUAAAAUAACAAUUCAUGUUUAUCAUUUACCUUCACCAUCAUUAAUGUAAUCAAUAUGCUAUGUUGGAGAACAAAGAGAAUUAAAGAAAUUAUGCUUUCUUAAUGGUGGAGUACAAUAAUUCAUAUUUAAUAGAGUGCUUCAAUAUCACUUCAAAUCAAUAAAUAAGGAUUUGUAAUAGGUGAUGUAAUAGAUAUCAAUCUUGAGAUAGAUAAUACUAAAACUGAUUUAAAUUUAUUGAAUUUAAGUUUUUCUGUUUAAUCAUAAUUGAUAAUCCUUUAUCCUGUCUUAAAAUUGAGAAUAUCUAAUUAUUUUGGUUUAGCAUAAUCAUUACAUAAUAGUAAUAAUAUAUUAUUUUAUGUAGUUGUUGUAAAAGGUAGAUAAAAAAGACAAUUAGAAUAUAAAUUGAAAUUAGAAUAAGAUUAGAAUGAUCCAAAAUCAAUAUUUCCUCAAUCUUCAUUAUAUACUGAUCGAAUUAUCUAUCAUUAUAACUUUUGUUUAAUUGCUAAUUAUUCAUAGAAUAUUUAAAAUUGUAAUCAAUUAACUAUUGCAAUUCCAAUCCAUAUUUUUUAAGGAGAAUUAAGAUAAUAAUAAUAAUAAUAAUAAUAUUAGAAUGAUAUGAAUUCUACUUUAAAUAAAUAGAAAGUAAUGUUUUCAGAUCAUAAAAUUAAUGGUUAUGGACCUUUAGAUGGUGCACCAUCAUAAUAUUAGAAUUUAUAUGCUGAAGAUAGUUUUGAAGAUGAAGAAUUAAUAGAAGAAAAUACUUCUCCUUCAAAUAAUUUUAAUAGAUAAGAACCAUUAGUUGAUUAUGAAGAAUUGGAAAAUGAAUUUGAAACAAUUUGUGCUACUUAAUAAUAAUAAAUCAAUUAAAUUAAUUAAUAAGAUAAUUUGGAAAUUCAAGGUUUCAUUACUAAAAAAGUCAUUGCUUAUAAUGAAAACUUAGAUAUCAUUCAAGAAGAAAAUGAUGAUAAAUAUCAUCAUUCUGUUUAAAGAUCAAUUGAUAAAGCAAGUAAUUAAAGUGAACCAAAAAUAGAUUAGUAAAUUCAUAAUGAUACUAUUUUUAAAUGA
Paramecium pentaurelia is the source of this 1531-nucleotide messenger RNA. NCBI's taxonomy places the organism in Eukaryota, Ciliophora, Oligohymenophorea, Peniculida, Parameciidae. The record is from the annotation of a GenBank genome assembly.